GGCGUCGCGUGGAUCCACCUCAGGAGAGAAAAGGAGAAGUUGAGACGAACAAAGUUCAACAUGGAGGCGCCGGAGCGGAGCAGGAGGCCGGAGGAGGUGCAGCGCCUCUCCGAGGGGACCUAGUCCGCCGCGGGCUCUUCGUGUUCGAUCCCCGGGAGCAGGACACCCAGCGACACGGGGCCGGGUUAGAGACGCGCAGCUCGGUCACAGUCCGCUCGGUCGCCCCGGUGCGUGUCGGUCCCAUGGAGGAGCUGGACUUCCGGCUGAGCUUCGAGGAGGACUCCGGAGGACGUGUCCCCGGAGGACAUGUCCCCGGAGGACGCGUCCACUCCGCAGGUCACGAUGUGAGGACGCCUCCCUCCUCCACGCAGCCUCUCUCUGAUCAGCUCUUGAGUCACGAGCUGCACAGUCACCCUCAAUAUUUCUCCACCUUAGACAGCUACCAGCAUGUUGGCUGCCAUUUCCCGGGGCCCCAGUAUGGAGCCCAGGGGAACCCCAGAGCCUUUGACUGCCCCAGUAUCCAAAUCACCUCCAUAGCUCCCAACAGCCAUGUGGAGCCCAGCUCUGGGCAGGAAGCGAGGGCAGUGGGUGGGGCGGAGGGAGGCUACCCUGAGGCCCCGUGGUCCAGAGACCAGCUGUACUUGCCCCUGGACCCCUGCUACCGGGACCCGGCCCUCUGCCCGAGCCCCUGCAGCAGCAUGUCCUCCAGGAGCUGGAUCUCCGACCUCUCCUCCUGCGAGUCCUUCUCCAACUUCUACGAUGAAGUGGAGGGGGAGCCGGGCGAUGUGGCCCGCCCCGCCCUGGGAUCCCCACUCGGGUCACCUUUGGGCUCCCCGGGCUGUGGGGGGGGGGCCUUCGGGGUGGAGUUAUGGCAACAGAAAUACCAGCAUCCUGUAGCCUUCAGCCCGUCGCUGUCGCCCCUCCAGUCGCCCCGUCAGUCGCCCUGCCACUCGCCUCGCACCAGCGUCACAGAGGAGAGCUGGCUGAACCGCCGGCCCACGUCCAGGCCGUCAUCCAGACCAACGUCCCCCUGUGGAAAGAGACGACACUCCAGCGCUGACCCUCGCAUUCGAGCCCGCUCGCCCUCCCCCCACCACUCACCCAGUCCCUCACCGACCGCCUCCCCCCGGGACAGCGUGUCAGUGGAAACGUGGGUAGGAAGCCCCGCCGGUGCCCUCGGGUCCCUCCUGAUGUCCGGCUACCAGGAGCUGGACGUCCCCUCUAAGACCAGGAGGACGUCAGGGAGCCAGCUGGGACUCCUCCCCGGUCAGGGGGGGGACCCCGGGCUGGAGCUGUUCCAGGAUUCUCCCACGGAGGAGGCACGAGAACAGGAGGGCCUGGCUGAGCUCUUCCUUCAGGUGCCCUCCCACUUCAGCUGGAACAAACCUAAACCUGGGAACCCUCCUCUGUUCAGGACCUCGUCCCCCCCGCCCCUGGACUGGCCUCUGCCCUGCCAGUACGACCAGUGUGAGCUGAGGAUGGAGGUCCAGCCCAAGUCCUACCACAGGGCCCACUAUGAGACGGAGGGCAGCAGAGGCUCCAUCAAGGCCUCGACCGGAGGACACCCUGUGGUGAAGCUGAGUGGAUACAGCGAGCAGCCGGUGGACAUGCUGCUGUUCAUCGGCACCGCAGACGACCGCUACCUUCGCCCGCAUUCCUUCUACCAGGUCCACCGCGUCACCGGGAAGACCGUCACCACCACCUGCCAGGAGAAGAUCAUGGGUUACAACAAGGUCCUGGAGAUCCCUCUGCUUCCAGAGAACCACAUGGCCGCAAGCAUCGACUGCGCCGGCAUCUUGAAGCUGCGCAACGCCGACAUCGAGCUGAAGAAAGGAGAGACGGACGUCGGGCGGAAGAACACGAGGGUUCGAGUCGUGGUGAGAGUCGCCCUCCCUCAGCCCGACGGCCGGAUGCUGUGGCUACAGACCACCUCCAAUCCUGUGGAGUGUUCCCAGCGCUCUGGUCAGGAGCUUCCUCAGGUGGAGAGCUUCAGUCCAGCCGGCUGCUCGGUGGACGGAGGCGAGGAGCUGCUGGUCAUCGGAUCCAACAUCUCGGCUCAGUCCAGGGUGGUUUUCCAGGAGAAAGGACCCGAUGGACGAUCGAUGUGGGAGAUGGACGGAAGAGUUGUGACAGAAAAAAGCAGCGGAUCCAGUGUCGUGGUGGAGGUGCCUCCGUACUAUAAGAAGAUCACGUGUCCGGUCCAGGUCCAGUUCUACGUCUCAAACGGGAAGAGAAGAAGAAGUCUGACCCGGAGCUUCAGCUUCCUUCCUGGAGUCAGAGGUCAGCUCCCUGCUGCUGGACCACAGCUGGUCAAGCAGGAGCACUGGGAGCUGGACCACAUCUCCCACAAUACAUCUGCUUUCGGGACAGAUGUGCCUUAUUAUGAUUCCGGUGGCCUCCCAGUGCAUUGUGGUCCUCCCUCCCAGAAGGCACCUUUUCUCCAUCAUCCUCCUUCCUCUGCCCCCCUUCAAACCCCUGUGAUGUUUCCUCACUCCUCCUCCGCCCUGCUUCACUCCUCCUCCGUGCCUCCUCAGACCUCCUCGGGCCCCCAUCAGACCUUGAUUCCUCUUCAGACCUUCACCCUCCCUCCUCAGACCUCCUCCAUCCCCCCACAGAUGUCCAGCGUGCCUCCCCAGGCUCCCUCUGGCGCCCUUCACACCUUCGUCAUCCCCCCUCAGACCUCCUCGCUGCCUCCCCCGACCUCCCCUGCUGGACGUCCGAGGGAACCGUCUCCAUCACUGAGCUCGAGGAGAGUGUUUGUGACCCCCGCCGACCCCCAGAAGGAUGCUCUGCUGAGCGUCAAGCAGGAGCCGGAGGACAAGGCCACUCUGGGAUCCUUGGGCCUCCAGGAGAUCACACUGGAUGAUGUGAACGAGAUCAUCGACAGAGACAUCGGGGUUCUGAGCAGCAGCGCCCAGCCCGACCAGUUUGACCAGUACCACCAGUACGACUGGGAGCACAAGUCCAGCGACGCCGCCUUACCGUUCUGUGGAGGUCCUCAGUAGCCCUGCGUCCUCUGGAGACGUGGACACGCUUCUGCUGCUGUUGGGACAAAACGGUCACGUCUGCACAAAGUGCAUCAGACUGAUUAAAGUGCCUGAAAACCAAACAGCGCCUCCAUCAGGACAUCGCGUCACAUCGCAGUUUCCUCGUCCGUCUCAGGAAUUUUAGUGCUAACUCGAACCUCAGUGACGAAGCAAAGAUCUUUUUUAUCUCUUCAUAUGAAUUGGAAUAAUUCUAAACAAACCAAAGGGCUGUAAAUCACCUGUAAGGCUUUAAUGUGACAUAACAAUCAGUGACGUCAUCACAGACGUCACACGUAAAGAAAAUCCUGUCGUUAUUUAUUGGCCAUUUAAUUUAAUCUAUUUUUGAUACUCUGGAUCCGUUUAACCAAAAGUCCUUCGGCUGAUUUUUACUCUGUACAGUUUACAUUUCCUUCACUGAUGACAUCACUGCUGUUCAACCUGAGCUGAAGCUUUGAGACGCUGAAUCAUAAACAUGUAUCGUUGAAGUUAAUGAAAAGAAAAGAAAACAAA
Messenger RNA from Pleuronectes platessa (European plaice), 3536 nucleotides. It is a transcript of the gene nfatc3b, whose product is annotated as nuclear factor of activated T cells 3b. The coding region runs from base 243 to 3005 and encodes 920 amino acids. The transcript has 10 exons. Gene Ontology annotation, cellular component: transcription regulator complex. The record is from RefSeq and is a predicted model, not a curated record. Gene Ontology annotation, biological process: regulation of transcription by RNA polymerase II; cytokine production; calcineurin-NFAT signaling cascade. Gene Ontology annotation, molecular function: RNA polymerase II cis-regulatory region sequence-specific DNA binding; transcription factor binding; DNA-binding transcription factor activity, RNA polymerase II-specific. NCBI's taxonomy places the organism in Eukaryota, Metazoa, Chordata, Actinopteri, Pleuronectiformes, Pleuronectidae.